Branchiostoma floridae (Florida lancelet) is the source of this 1584-nucleotide messenger RNA. RefSeq names its product ras-related and estrogen-regulated growth inhibitor-like. Lineage: Eukaryota; Metazoa; Chordata; Leptocardii; Amphioxiformes; Branchiostomatidae. Bases 665 to 1330 code for a protein of 221 amino acids. The transcript is spliced from 6 exons. The record is from RefSeq and is a predicted model, not a curated record. Gene Ontology annotation, molecular function: GTPase activity; GTP binding.
CGUCGAUACCAAGGGGGCCUUGACUGAGGAACGGACGAUCUUUUCUUGCCUUAUCUGUGAGGUAAAUGAAUUCGUGCCUCACUAAGGAUGUGUAGCAUUGUGUAGCCAAGCUUCCUGCUUCAACAUUCGAGUAUUUCCUGUGUUUUUCCCUCUCCUACAUGCAGACGACGUUAAACAGACCAGCGUUGCUGUAUUUUCACCAAAAUUUUAAUUUUAGGCAGUGUUCUCAAAAAUGGCAGGUCAUUCUGAUUACAUCAACUACUACAUAGGAGAUGCGAUCGUGUGACUGACAAACAAUAUACAUUACGAGGAGGAAUCCUCAAUGGCAAUGUGGCUUUAAAGAGGUGUUUUUUCGCUGAAUGUUUGAUCUUUUUGAUUAGUCAUCAGCGCAUAGCUCAACAAAACUCCUUGCUACAAGCCGUGACCUCAUUUGUCAAGAAACCGGACAGGGUGAAAAAUAGUUCGGUGAAGGGGGACCGGUCUUGGAAACUUCGCUAUUUGGCGCCUAAAACAAACGAAGGAACGAAACACCGAUCUAGGACAGAAGCUUAGUUUGCGACCACAACAGACUUCAUAGCUGAAACUCCACACAAUGGGCUAUAUACUGUUGUAACCUAGCACACCGGUGUUGUGGUAAAUACUUGGCUUGGAGAAUUCCUGUAUCAUGGGGGAAAGAAGCCACCACAUGAUACUGAAACGGUCCGGAAGCGGAGCUAAAGACGUCAGGAAGCUAAACAGGGCGAGAGUCGUGGUGUUAGGGCAUCCUGGAUGCGGAAAAACAGCCCUGUGUGUGAGGUUCCUGACCAGACGAUAUAUAGGAGAGUAUCAGCCUAAUACAGAGUCGACCUACACGACAGAUACUGUGGUAGACGGAGAAACCAUCCACUUAGAGAUACUCGACACAGCGAGAAAGCAUCAAAACGAAAAGGCGAGUCUGGAGGCUUCCAUCAAGUGGGGAGAUGGCUUCAUCAUCAUGUACUCGGUCACGGACAGGGAGAGUUUCUCGGCCGUCAAGCGGAUCAAGAGGCUGAUAGACGCCGCUAAGGAGACCCUGGGCAUCCCAGUGAUUAUCGUGGCCAACAAGCGGGACCUGGACCGGAGCAGGACCGUCCGGUGUGCCGAGGGGCAGGAGCUGGCCGGGGAACUAUCAUGUCCUUUCUUUGAGAUUUCCGUGGCGGAUGGAUACGACAGCGUGGCCAGUGUGUUCAGCAGAUUAAUCCGCGAGGUGAAGUGUGAGUUCCUGAAGCAUCUGGAAGCCAUGGAGAAACGCUCCAAGAUUCUCAACAUGAGGAACGUUCUCUUCCGGCGCAGGCGCAGUAAGACGCAGUGAUGACGUCACUAUUUUCCGUGACGUCAUAACAGUGAUGACGUCACUAGUUUCCGUGACGUCAUUAGUGGGUGUUUCCAGCGUACGGAUACCCGGAAGUGAGGCUCAGGCAAAAACACAAUUUCCACAAAAGAACACACCACUUCCUACGCUUUUUAUCCAUUUGAAAUUUCGCAGUAAAUAACAAGAAAUGUAAACUCUAGACCCUCGAAACCCUUUCGCGCACUACCACUGGAAGAACUGGGGUGUGCACCAUG